CCCAUAUCAGCAUUAAGCAUUUAAGCUUUGGCAACGUUGUAAAUUCGCGGGUUUCAACAUUCUUGCAAAUAUUGAAGCGCGUCGCAACCAAAGAUAACAACUUCUUUCUCUUAUUAUUCCUCCUCUUCUUCUCAUUCCUACCACUUCACAUGAAUUCGAUGCACAAUCAACUGCGCAUUGUCUGCUGAUAGCUGCAGCAAUGGCAGAACCACUAUCCGACGACCAUUACCUACCUCCAUUGGAACCGUGCCUGAAAGGCGAGAAUGUUAUUCUAUCAUGGAAGAUCAUAGCUUCAGCAUUGACAGACCCUUCUGGCCAUCGACAGAGUAGUCGUGCUGUCAUCGAUUAUCUCACCGAUCCCCUGGUCCAAUCCUUCUUCACCAAACCUGGCUCUGCUUUCGAUCCCCCAAGCGACAAGAAUACUCACCAUGCAAGCUUCGUCAAGAAAACGGCUGCUAUUCAAGUAACUCCUACCUCGAACGAGAAGUACGAUAUCAACGUCGUUAAAGAGGAUGCUCUUUGGUUAAGUAAGAAUGCUCGUAUAAACGAGAUCGCUGCUCUUCGGGUCGUUGUCGUUGAGUUCCAAUCGCGCCCCCGGAAUCAGCUCCUAGGCCCAAUUUCAAAUCAAGAUGUCGCAAAUCUGCGAGAGGCAGCUGGUGCUGCAAAUGCGCAAACAACCAAUAUUCUUCCCGGGUUCAAUAUCGGGGGCACCAUCGACGCGGAUGAAAUACAAGCAAACUUUGAGAAACCGGAGAGUAGAAAGCAGCGCAUAUUCCAGACUUACCUUGACGAAUGCCGUUACUACGCUGCUACGAAUGACUACAUAUUCACGUUGAUAUUGCAGGAACACCUGCCUGCCUCUCCUACAACCGACGCAUCGAGGAUGAUCCGGAAAUCCUAUCUGGAGGCGUAUGGCAUGUCUCCUAAGCAGCCACAGAAAUCUCCCGGUGACACGCCUACCAAAACAUUCCACGCGCUAGUGACUCAGUACUUAAAUCUAAUACCAGACUCAAUAUCGCGCUCGCAAGCUGGGAUCGAUGCGACAGUGGAGGACAAGAGCCUUCUGACAGACGAGCUCGGUUGGCGAUGGGUCCAGACAUGGCUUACCGAGGCUCUUCAUCGGAUGGUCGUGGUCUUUCAGCUACUGGAUUUGUCAAGCGAUAACUUCGUAUCGGUUCAGGUGGCACAGCAAUGGUUUUCUUUAGUCGGUGCAUUUGGCUUCUUGAACGAGCUUCAAGCGAUGCCAGAACAUAUAUCAGAGUUAGCGGUUCCAUUGCAAUGCCUCACAUGCAUCAUCUCCUUAUCUAUCCUCAAUUUGCCGAGGAUGAUGGCGUUCUUCGAAGGGGAGGUAGAGUUGAACACAGACGACGAAUACCUCGCCUCUUCGAAUGUCCUUGAAAUUAUUCACGAUGUCCUGGAUAACGCGGUUAGCUUAGGUUCAUUCUACGCUAUCCCAGUGUUGUUUGCUUGGGUCCCGGUGGUCCACGCUAUGUUCUCAUCUUACCAAGAACGAGCUGAGAGGCGUGAUGCUAUCCAGAAUGAGAAAGCGGUUGAAAACUACGAUUCAGCUACGCAGAUGAUUCCAACGGCAGGGAGAAGGAACUCUGCUGGGAGCAUCACCACCAUUGAUAAGCGGAGAUAUGACGAUUUUCUCAUUAAUAAGAACUUCGAUCGCGACUUGAAACGAAUUGAAAUACUUGCAAAGGUGGUUAUAGAUAAAGGACAUGCCUACGAUGUCAUUGCUGCGAUGUCGUCGCAUCUCGGCACAUCUAGCGGCGCCAUAUUUCCUACUUCGGUUGGCUCGCGUAUGAGGGUCGCGUUUCUAGACCUGCUUAAGGUCACUUAUCCUUUUGUAGGAUAUAAGGCGGAACCAGUCCAUUCCCUGCUAUCAAUACUGUCUGGGGGUCAAGGCUACUGGGAUCUCGGGCAACCAAAUAAUGCCCCUGCGGAACACGACAUACGUAACUUGGCCUUACAUGACGACAUCAUUGUCGAAAGUUAUUUUCACCAGGCGCUGAACCGUUUCCCGUACGAGUUCAUGCCCUUCCUCACAUUGUGCCGCACACUUUACUGCUCCGCUCACUUCACCGAAGAGAGUAACCAUGAGCUCAUCCUUCGCUUACUACAAAAAACACCCACCCUCACAUUUGUCUUGCCAGAAGAUUUCAAUGAAUACCACCUCACCGAUGAGGAGGACAACUCCAACGCAAUUCGUUUUUUUGAUGACUUUCCCCUUAUUUCGACUGUCUUAAACCGGAGACAAUUAGCGACGGAAGACGACCCAUUCGUCGUGCCUGCGGGCACGUAUGGCCGCUUUAUUGUAGACGAGGGGAAAAUUGUGCAAGUAGAAUAUGAGCACUCCGCCCUGGCCCUACUUGGGAAGAGACUAGAUGCCAAUAUCGCCCCGAAGAAGUAUAACCUGGCGCUUGGAGCACUCGCUAUAGACGAGGUUGCAGAGGUGAUAUCGUUGCUCGCAACGUUGAUACGCAUAGAAUGCCUCAGGACUGCGAGCUCGGAUGAAAAGGCUUCUGAGAUACCAGAGACCGCGUUGGCUAUCGUAGGAGAAGCUAGCCGAGCACUAUCGCGGACUAAAGACAUCAUAUCAGUUGUCUGUGACACUCUAGACAUGCUUCUAGAUGGCGACCCGGAUGACGAGGGGCUAGCCGCUCUUGUAGCUUGUCUACAAUUUUUACACGCCGUCCUACCGAUAUGCCCUGGCCGAGUUUGGUCAUACAUGUCGCGGUGUACCAUUCUAGGUAGCCAAGGUCAGGGGGGGCGACUGGCCAGACUGGUUGGAAAUCUCGACUUGUCGGGCGUUCGAUUCCAGCUACUCGUGUCUUCUAUGCGCCUCUUUUCCAGUCUCGUCGACAGCGCUAUGAGCAGCUCAGUACGGCGUAAAACGAACGUAAAGAUAAAUACCCGGCAAAAACAAAGCUACGAUAUCUGGCUUGGCGUUUCGGACAAGAUAGUCACCCAGAUUUCCCUGGCAAUUGCCCGCACAGCCAUGGACGUGUUAGAAAAUUCGUCUACGUGGAGGUUUUCAUCCCACUUAGAUCGAAUACUCCUCGUGCGCGACGUAGUGCCUAUCAUGGACAAAGUCAUCUUCUACACGUUCAACAUGGACGAUGUGAAGGGAAAGACGUUCUUAAUGUCAGCUCUGGAGCCAGCAGCCAAAUAUGUAAUUGAUAGUUUUCUGGCGCCGUCAGCCGGAAGUCUCCGUAUCCAACCGCUUCUGAUAACGCUGGUGGCUGCAACCCAGCCCUUUGGCUGUACGGUCUAUGCCAACAAGACGGAGGCUUUUCGUGCCCAAACCGAGGCCGUACUGGGGCUUACGAGAAGCUUGGUAAGAAUAGCAAACUAUUUCGACCAGCCUUCCACUACAGUCGAGCACCAGUUGUUUAAGAUAACGCCCUUUGUUGCCCGUGUUUGCGCCUGUCAUGACGCUUUCAAGGGACCAGCUAUUGAACUGCUAGAAGCAUUAGUGAUCAGCGCUGGUAAAAGCACCGGAGAGCCACCUUCGCUACUGGGAUACCUUGGUCCACAGACGUCUCGUUCAUUCCUUCAACUCUUGUCAACGUUAGAUAGACCUUUCAACCAAGCCCAGGAAGUUAACGCAAUAUGGCGAUUCUUCUCUACCAUUGUUAGAAACAGGCAACAGUGGAUGGCGAACUGUCUUCUCACGGGAAAGACUCCUCGUGAUGCUAAGAAUGGUAACAGUAAACCGACAGAAGCAUCGUCCAGUUCGGUUCUCACUUCCGCUCUCGAUCGGCUUGCGUCUAUAUCUAAAAUCGAGGAGUCUGAGGUACUCUCGAUUUUAGAUUUUAUCACCUCGGCACAAAACUUCUGGCCAUGGACCAUCUUUACCAUGCAGAAGAACACUGGUUUUCUCACCGAGCUCCGGAGCUUCGUCCGCGAAUUGAAACCUUCUUCUAUCGUUUCUAAAACCAAUGCAUUGCAAGCCUGUAACGACGCUCGUAUCGCCGCAUAUGUUGCCGAGGUUUUCGCCAUGCAGCUCUUCCAUCUUCGACAGAUAGGACAAGGGAGCACAUUCGCUAGCGACCUGACGCGGGACUUGGAUUAUUAUCUACGGGAUGGUGUUGCAGUCUCUAGCUACAACAGAGGUCUACAUGUUAAUUUCUCUCGGAAUUUUAGCAACCAGUAUGCCGGCUAUACCCUCGAUAACUUCAAGCGAACUUUGCUUGGACCCCGGUCUCUGGGGGCUGGUUUCUACUAUGCCAUAGAUUUUGCAGACAGCAUGCUUGGAUUUGAUCCAGGUUGGAUCGGCCCCCGGAAUAAUGGAUUCAGAAGUGAGAUGGAGAAGGCUAAUAUCAAUCUAUCAUUAGUCGACGCUCAAAUCUCUCUAUAUCAUGCCUGGGAAUUUCUAUUGCUCGAACUUAGCACUUGUUUGCCGAGUAAUGGCACCUUGAAGAAGCACUCUUUACAGGUUGCUCAACAAUGCCUAGAGGCGAACGAAGAUACGCAGGGCCACGACCAAGUAUUCGAACGGCUUGCAGAAUCGCGAGUCAAUCUGGCGCUCAUGUUGGUCCAGAGAGUCGUCGAUAGCGCCCCAUCGCCUGGCGAUAUUUCUCAGCUCCUAACAGCAAUAUGGGCAACGGUCAGCAGUGUUCAAGAACCAUACUCGCCAGAGAAUAUUUCGCUCCAUCGAAUGCUUCUAAAGCUGCUUUACGUUACGUUGCGAGCCCAGGUCCGAGCACUGGCAAGUGUAGGGCCUGAGAAGCUCGGGAAUGGCCUAUCCGCCGCUACAGUCUCUCAGACUGCCUUGAGCAUAAUUGAUAUCGUCGUUGCUAGAGGAUUUCGAACCCUGGUUUCAUUAGUCCACGAUUCACAGCCCUCCAUUUUACCGGGUGACGUCGCUCUUAUCAACGCUAUCCUACAGGCUUGCCUUUGCCUCCCGGGCAUGGAUCAGAACCAGACACAGAUCCUAAAUAUCCUGGCCACCCAUGAUGCCGUACAAGCCGCUGUGUCGCUGUACUCGUGGGCAGAUAAGUUAGCUGACCAGGGUGAUCCCAUAUAUGGUGAAUUGUCCCUCAUUUUUCUACUUGAGCUAUCCACGCUUCCUCUAGUAGCAGAGCAACUAGCUUGUGAUGGCCUACUCAAUCACAUCACGUCGGCUAACUUGGCGACUUACUUGCGCCGAUCAAACGUGAAGCCUUUUGCUGACUCCGUUGGCCUUCAACGCUGCUACAGCAUAUGGGCGAAAGGCAUUGUUCCUUUACUGCUCAACAUCCUGGCAGCCUUAGGCACUACGAUCGCCUCGGAGGUCGCAUACGUGCUCAACCAAUUUCCAAAUCUCAUGCAAUCCAGCGUUGACCGAUUCGAACCUCCCGACGACAGUCGAAGACGAGAUCGCAAUGACCGCGAUUACAUAACACUUUUGUCGGUGUCCGAGAUACACUCGCUUGCUCUCAUGACACGUGUACUAGGAACUUUACGUGCGAAUAAUGCGAGGGACGUCCCUGCUGUUGAAUGGGACUCGGCAGGAUUGGUAGAGAGCGUCGAGUUCUGGAUAGACCGUCGUAAGCUUUUGAGGGAGAGGCUGGUGACGUUGGGGCCGCGAGAAGCGGAAUGGAGGAGCAUGCCAUCCUCUGGCCGAAACAGAACUAACGGGCUUGAGAAUAAGCUCGAGGAGAAGGUAAUCGAGCAGUUAGAACUUGUACGACUUGUGCUCGGUGAAGGUUUAGAAUGAGUACAGCAUUGGGGAUACAGGCGGGCAAUGAUAAUCCUCGGCCUCUAGGCAAUGACCCGUUGGUAGCAAUGGCCAAUUUAUACACUACAAAGCCUCCAAAGCUUGAAUCCAUAGCGGUGUCUCGCA
This is a messenger RNA of Annulohypoxylon maeteangense, 5833 nucleotides long. Its product is annotated as nucleoporin subcomplex protein binding to Pom34-domain-containing protein. The transcript is spliced from 4 exons. Gene Ontology annotation, molecular function: structural constituent of nuclear pore. The coding region runs from base 200 to 5707 and encodes 1835 amino acids. Gene Ontology annotation, biological process: protein import into nucleus; RNA export from nucleus. Gene Ontology annotation, cellular component: nuclear pore inner ring. Lineage: Eukaryota; Fungi; Ascomycota; Sordariomycetes; Xylariales; Hypoxylaceae. The record is from RefSeq and is a predicted model, not a curated record.